Drosophila hydei is the source of this 1641-nucleotide messenger RNA. RefSeq names its product ras-related protein Rap-2b. Gene Ontology annotation, molecular function: GTP binding; GTPase activity. The record is from RefSeq and is a predicted model, not a curated record. Bases 405 to 1343 code for a protein of 312 amino acids. The transcript is spliced from 6 exons. Lineage: Eukaryota; Metazoa; Arthropoda; Insecta; Diptera; Drosophilidae.
CGCUGCUGCUCCAAGUGCCAAGUGCCAAAGAAACGGACUCAGCAGCAACAGCAACAGCAGCAACAACAGCAUCAGCAACAGCAACGACAGCAAGCGUAGCCAGAAACUGAAUUUCAAUCGGAGCCUAACUCAAAUCGUAUUUGAGUGUUAUUUCCAAAUUAUUUUGUUUAUUUUUUUUUGUACAAAUUUCCAAAUCAUUGCGUGCAUUUUUAAUUAUUUUUUUAAGUGUAUCGGAGUUAGACGAAAACCAAAACUCUAAAUAGAUUAAGCUGUUUACGAAACUGAGUUGGAAACCAAAGGCAGCUGUGCUAAGUCCAGCCAACAGCGGAACAUCAAUCCCUUGCCAAGCCAGCACCUUUCACAACAACAAAAACAGCAACAACAACAACAGCAACAGCAACAAAAUGCGUGGCCGUCACUUGCGCCGACGUUUCAGCCUGCAGCCCUCGUUCAUGAAGGAUGACAGUGCCGAGGAUAAGCCCAAGCGUGACAAAGUGGGCCGAAAUAAUGCUGUGGACGAUGCCAUUGGACCGGCAAAUGCACGUCAUAAAAUUGUGGUCAUGGGCGCGGCCAAAGUGGGAAAAACUUCGAUAAUCACACAAUUUCUGUAUAACACAUUCACCACGAAAUAUAAAAGGACCAUCGAGGAAAUGCAUCAGGGAAACUUUUCAAUUGCGGGCGUCAGCCUAACGCUGGACAUACUCGAUACGGCCGGCUCCUAUGAGUUCCCAGCAAUGCGCGCUCUAUCCAUAUCAUCGGCAGACGCUUUCAUCCUGGUCUACGAUGUCACCGAUGCGUCCACGUUCGAGGAGGUGCGGGCCAUACGAGAUCAAAUACAUGAGACAAAGGCAACCACAGCGGUGCCAAUUGUGGUUGUUGGCAAUAAGGUGGACCUGCUGGCCGAGGAUGGAGAACUGCGCGAGGUGGAGUAUGCGACUACCGAGUCGGUGGUGACUGUCGAUUGGGAGAAUGGCUUUGUGGAGGCGUCGGCAGCCAACAAUGACAACAUCACACAGGUAUUCAAGGAGCUGUUGGCCCAGGCCAAGAUUACGUACAACCUGAGUCCGGCGCUGCGUCGCCGCCGGCAGUCGCUACCGCAACAAAUUGGCAACAAUGGGCCUGGUACACCGCUGCACCACCAGCACCACCAUCAUCACCAUCAGCAGCAGCAACCGCAUCAAGCGUCAUCGCACGGUUCCGGCUCCGGUUCGGCCUCCACAUCGUCGGGCGCCGCCGGUGGGGCACACGGCUCGCAUACGCCAACGCCCGCUCAGCUACAGCAUCUGCAGCGCAUACAGGAGCGGAGCCUGGGCGCCAAGCGCAACUCCUGCACCAUUUCCUAAGCCAAUUUGGCAUUUAACUAUGUAACUGAAACUGAACAAACGGUCUCCUACAAAUGGUUUUCAAUGUUUCACAAAUAAUAAACGUUUUACAAUUUAUGUAUUUACGAUCUUAUGUAUUCACAACUCAAGUGUACCUCUUGCUACUAACUUUAGUACCUAUCUCGAGCAAGUUUUUUCGCUCAAACUAAUACACACACGCCAGCCCUGUCUCGCCCUCUCUCUCCCUCUCUCUCUCUCUCUGUCUCUAUCUCUCUCUUGCUCAUUUCUAGCAGAAGCUCUAACUUACUACAAGAUUCAC